Messenger RNA from Lytechinus pictus (painted urchin), 6111 nucleotides. Its product is annotated as hyaluronidase-like. Gene Ontology annotation, molecular function: hyalurononglucosaminidase activity. NCBI's taxonomy places the organism in Eukaryota, Metazoa, Echinodermata, Echinoidea, Temnopleuroida, Toxopneustidae. The record is from RefSeq and is a predicted model, not a curated record. The transcript has 3 exons. Bases 143 to 1603 code for a protein of 486 amino acids. Gene Ontology annotation, biological process: hyaluronan catabolic process; carbohydrate metabolic process.
AUUCUACAAAAUGUUAUUCUGAUAUCGGGUCGCCUUUGGGGGCGUGUACGCUGCACUCGAGCUCCAGCCGCGCUCCGCUUCACCGACUGCAUGCACCAAUCAACCUUCACCUAAGCUAGAAAGGGCGUGGUCAUCAGGGCACAUGUGUAUGAAGUUUGUUGACAACAGCUUUUUUGCAUCAUCUCUGGCUACAUGUAGUUUCAUCAUGAAUUUGAUACAUUUUCAAAAUAAUUGUAUUUCUAUCCUGACUAUAUUGUGUUGGUGGUCUUUACAGACGCUUGCUUAUUCGAAAUCUGAUCGCGAUUGGUUGAAAAACCUUCACUCCACGUCGCAGGAUUCAAGAAAAUCCGCAAUAACCAUUCAUCAACCUCGAGCGGCGAUCAACCCUCGUCACGCGCCGAAACAUCACGGUGGUAAAGUCAUAAAUAGCGACAAAAUUUUCCGGGCGAUUUGGAAUCUACGCAACCAUUGCGGAGACCGUUUCGGUAUAGAAUUGCCAUUGUCGGAUUACGGGAUUGAAUUUAACAGAAAUGACAAAUGUACUGGUGGAAAUGUGAUCAAUUUGUUCCAUAGAAAUCAGAUGGGACUGUUUCCACGUUACGAAUAUGUACCUGGGCCUGGCAAUGAAACGCAACCAGUUCCAGUUAAUGGAGGAAUACCACAGCUAGCAAACAUAACCCAACAUCUCGAGAAGGCUGCAGAGGACAUUACGAGUACCAUUCCAGAUCCAAAGUUUGAUGGUGUCGCCGUCAUUGACUGGGAAGCUUGGCGUCCCCAAUGGAAAGAGAACUUUGACCUGCUACGCAUCUAUCAGGAAAAGUCGAUCGCUCAUGUGAAAGAGCUGCAUCCUGAAUGGGACACUGCCAUGGUUGAGUCUGUUGCUAGGCUAGAGUGGGAACAAGGUGCCAAGCUUUUCAUGGAAAGCACUCUGGAGUUGGCAAAGACACUGCGACCAAACACCAACUGGGGUUUCUAUAUGUACCCGCUCUGUCUAAUCCACGGAGAUACAGCCAAUAUGAGUUGCACAGCUGCAACAGUGACGAAUAACAACAACGUCAUGUGGCUUUUCAACGAGAGAACAGCACUUUAUCCAUCAAUUUAUCUCAGACCUUUCCAUUUCUAUCAGAAGUUGUGGGUUAGAAGUAAGUUGCAGGAGGCUUUGAGGGUCAGGCAGAGGUCCGAUGAUCCUCAAGGGGUUAUCAUGAGCUACACAAGAUUCAACUACUCUGAUACAGGUCUCUUCUAUAGUCUGGAAGAUUUGAACAACACCAUCCUGCAGUCGGCCGAGUUUGGCACUAAUGGCGUCAUACUCUGGGGUGAAACUCUGGAUGUCUCGACUGUAGAGGAGUGUUCACAGCUGCGGAGCUACAUCAUCAAUGCCUUGGGUCCUACGGUGGUGAUGUCUCGAAAGGGGGCGGAGUCUUGCAGCAUGAGGAUAUGCAGUGGAAACGGAAGAUGUGUCGGGGACAUACUAGCGUGUAGGAGUGCUGAUAGACCAAGGGACCCGAUGAAAGUGGGUGUAGAUCAAGGUCAUGGAGAGAAUACCUGCUCUUGUAGGUGUUUCAGGGGUUGGGAAGGUGAUACCUGCAGUGUACGUAUGUAAAAACUAUUUGACGUGAUAGGCAGGGUAUUUAUUCCCUUCAGCAAGUAAUUCAUGGACACUGUGUUGCACUCAAACCUUAUAGGUCUUUCAUAAAGCUGUUCCUAAGUUACAAGCGUUUUCACCAACGACCGGUGAUCCAUUCUGAGGUGCUAAAUUAUAAUCAAUGAAAAUGUGGUGGAUAUCGUUUACCACAAGAAAGGAUCACCAGUUGUUCGUAAAGUCACCUGUAAAGUCGCUGAGCAUGAUCGGUUAAGGGUUAGCAUUGAUGUGAAAUUUUUUUUUAUAGAUAUUUCUAUCAAAAUUGCUUUUAAGAUAAUCUUUGAUAUCUCAGGUUUCAAAGAACUCACUUUCAUGAAGAUUGAUAAAUCCGAAAGUACUGGAAUAGUCCAUUUUAUUCGUGGGGGUGCUAUUACCUCUCAUCACGGACGGACAUUUUUACUCAAAUUAAAUUCUCUCUAGUUUUAUUGUUUUUAAAGUUAUUCUAAUUUGGUUUGGAUGUUCUUGCACUCUGAAUAUUAAUCUAUUAUCAAACAUAAAUUAGUAGAAAAAAAAUAUUGGGAAGUAAUUUUUUUGUGUAGGUGUGAACAUUUCCAUUUUGAAAUUUCCGUCCGUGAUGAAACAAAAUAUAAAAAGUUUUUAUAUUUUUUAUCAGAAUAGAAGUAAAAAAUAAAAUGGUGUAGAGGUAUCUCACUAAACACUGUACAUCAUUUUAUUUGAACAUAGCUGAAAUCCAUACAUUUUAUCCAUAUCAUAAACUCAAUCAAAAAUGAUCACGGACGGACAUUAAUUUCAUCACGGACGGACAAUGUAAAUUCACUCAAAUUUAAUUCACUCUAGUUUUAUCGUUUUCAAAGUUACUCCAAAUUGGUUUGGAUUUUCUUGUACUCUGAACAUUAAUCUAUCAUCAAACAUAAAUUAGUAGAAAAAAUAUGGGAAGUAAAUUUUUCUGGUAGAUGUUAACAUUCCAUUUUGAAAUUUCCUUCCGUGAUGAGCUUAAUGUCCGUCCGUGAUAAUUUUCAUUGAGUUUAUGAUAUGGAUAAUAUGUAUGGAUUCAGCUUUUUAUUCCUUAUCAGAAUAGAAACAAAAAUAAAAGUGUGUAGAAGCAUCUCACUAGACACUGUACAUCAUUCCAUUUGAAUAUAGCUAAAAUCCAUACAUUUUAUCCAUAUCAUAAAUCAAUCAAAACAAUCGCAGACGGACAUUAAUUGAGCAAAUACUUUAAUAGCAGAUUAUGAAUUUAAUUUUAGUUCCAAUUUGCAGUGAAAAAUGGCACUGAGAAUUAUUCAGAACUCAAAUGGAUGGAAACCUACAACUCUUAACAAUUUUUUGGUGAAAUCUUUCUUUGGCUGUUAUUGGGGCUUAAUUGUUGUCAGGAAUUUUUUAAAAACAUAAUUGGAAUGCAGAUAGAGUUGGAAGCUACAUGUAUGCCUAAAAGCAGGAAAUGAAAUAGAGCAAGAAUAAGUCAAAAGCUGUAUAUUUCAUCAAUUGAAGCUUGCAGAAAGUGAUGGAAAAGAAGAAAGGAGAAUGCAUAUUCUGAUAACCAGAAAAAAAAUCAUAAUUUUUCCAUGUACAAACCUAUGGAUUCACAAUGCCUAUAACAGAACACAUCACGUCCUUGAGGCUUGUGAAAAGUACAAGAAUUCCUUUUUUUUUAAGUCCAUUUUGGAACUAAUUUUGAGCAAAUUGCUGAUCUGGAAAUCUGUGAAAAUGCAUACAAUUCAUAUAAAGCUUGCACUGCAGUGUUUAGAAGUUUAAUUGGUAUAUGAUUUCAAUUUUGGAUUCAGUCAGGGCCUAAAUACAUGGGGGCUGUUGAUGUGAAGGGGUGUCUCCACUUUAAUAUGGACAAAAGAUGAAUUUGAAGAGAGCCUAGACAAGUGUUGUGGUCAUACUUGAUCCACCAAACAAGCAUAAUGAUCAGCAAUCUGUGAAUCUUUUGGAUUUAGUUAAUGGACAUAAAAAAAUAUGUGCUCUUCGAAAAUUAAUGCCUAAAAAUGUAUGAACAUGUAUCAUCAUGAUAUAAAAAGUAUCAACAUGAUCAUUGAUCCACUGGAUGUUGAUUUGGUACCAACUACAGUAUUCUCUAUUGAAAAGAAGACAAUGUGCAUUAGGAUAUUUGAUUUUGAAAAGAACUGUGUUUAAAAGCAAUCAUAUGGCUAGAUUAUUUUGUGUGUCUAGCAUAGAAAUCAUGUUGCUACAACUUAAAUCAAGUUGUAGCAGCUUGAUUGUGCAACUAAUAUUGUUUAAUCAUAUAAAAAAAUGUACAAAUCAUCAAUGCAAUAGCAUUUGUUCCCCCAAACAAGUAAUAAGAACUUCUUACAAGGUACUUCCAAUGUAUUUUAAUUGUGUCCGUCCGUGAUGUCCGUCCGAGAUGUCCGUCCGUGAUGGAAAAUAUUUGCAAUUCUCUCAGAAGUUUGAUAUUGGUUAAGAAUUCAAUAUGCUAAACAUAGAAGCUAACAUACCUGAGUGUAUUAGUUGCAUUAACAAUUAUUGGUCAAAGUUAAGCUAUUUAGAUAGAAACGAUAAAAAUGUUCAAAAAUUCUGAAAACCACAUUUCUAUCAUGUCCGUCCGUGAUAUGGCACAUUUAGUGGCUACCUAUGUUUGUAGGUAACCAUGACAACAAUUUUUUUUCAUCAUUCAGCAUACUUUGUCGUACCCUUCACUAUAAAACACAAAGGAAUCAUGUUCAUCUUAUUCCUAAUUUGUUACAAGCCUUCAAAGUUUUCAAAAUCUAUCAAAUGUCCGUCCGUGAUGAACCGAUCACGCUCCGCUCUGACUUAUGAACAGCUUUAUGAAAUACCCACGUGGUGAUGAGAAUGGGUUCAAUUCCUUAAAGCUCAUUCAGCUAGUUACAACCGAGAAAGAAGUGCUUAAGCAGGGGGCAAUCACUUUUGGUUGUCCCUUCCAUGGCCCCACUCAUUCCCGGCAUUUCUUCGGUCCCCUCUUGCCCAACUGUUUCCAAGAUCCCAACUCCUGCUUCCCCAUAAAUAUCUCCAGACUCCUGAGUGGGGGGGGGGGGGGGGAAGUAAUAUUGCAGGAUCACAAUGAAGAUGAUGAUGAUGUACAGGAUGUGUCCAUAAGUGUAAUGAGGCCAAAAACCAUGGCCCACACCUUGAAAUGUAUUGAGAAGAGGAGAAACAUUCAGGCCCACACUUUUCCUAUUGAUUUAAGUGCAGUGAUAUAGUUUUACUAUGGAGUGUACUAAAUGCUGGUUAUUAUACAUGUUCAUUUAAUUCCAAUUGCAGAGGACAGCAAUUUAGGGAAAAGGGGCAAUAUCAAAUAAUGACUAUCAAGCUUUGGUCAAAUGUUCAAUUUUGAAUGAGCCAAUAAAUAAUUAAUUUCUCAAAUUUUAUUGGUGUAUAGAUGACCUUACAAAUAGUUGAAUUACUGAAGGAAAUGAAAACAGGUGCAUGUAUUAAUUAAAGGGUGUAAUGUAUAUACAUGUAAGAAUUAUUAUGCUUAUUGAUUGUGAAGAUUCAACCAAAGUAAUGCCAAUUAACAACAGUAUUUUCAUCAAGUGGGAAUUUAGGUUAUUUACUAACACUAUGCACAACACAAAGUAUAUUACUAUAUUUUUAAUGCACAAAGAAUAUAUUUAUAUUUACUAUGCACAAAGAAAAUAUCUAUACAUUUAUACUUUGUAUCAAAAGGUACUUAAAAAAAUGUGUAUCAUAUUCUAAUAUAUUAUCACAGCAUACAUUACUAGGACAGUAUUUGAACUGAAUGAAGAUUCUAAGCACUGUUUGAAGACAUUGAAAUUUGUGAGAUAUUCCUAUUUUUGAGCAAGCGCCAUGAGCGCCCAGCUGAGGCGGAAACCGGAGCUAUACAAGAACCCAUCAACAUCACAUAUUUUUUUUUUUUUAAGUGAAAGGUGAACUGCAGGUUAUACAGUACUUAAAGAAAUGAAUCAAUGAAUAGAUAUUAAUUGGUUCUGUAUGUAAUAACACUAAUUGCUAUAUUUUAAUAUUUGUUUCUGGUAACAGCCGUGCUCAAUUUUAGAGAAGCUUGGUAAACAUAGAAACUUCAACCAUGGUAUCAUUAUAUUGCAAUGUUUCAAGAUUAUAGAGAGUGUAAAACAUUCUACUUGCUUGUGAUCAGCUUUUAAUGGCAUUUUAUGUGGAAACAAGUUUAUACAUGUAAUUCAUGAACGUGUUUGGGGUAACAAUAAGUCCCCACUUUCUGUGAUAUUGAAAACAGAAAAAAAGAAUGAUUUCGGAAGAACACAGAAGUUAGUACGAUUUCAAUGUCAAAAUAUAUUUAAAGAUACAGCGAACACAUUCAAUAAAUUCCAAUAAAUUGAAAGAUUUCCAUGUAACAGUUGUAUGUACAACUAUGCAAAUGAGACAUUUGAUUAAGUCACAGUUUGCAGUUUGUUUGAUUUUUCUUUUUUUUAUAUAUCACAUUUCGAGGGUGUACUUUCUGUUUAUUUUUUUACCUAAAUACGAAAAAAGCAACUGAAGUAUAAUAACUUGUGCAAUAUCUGUUAAAUGCUAUUUUGUACUUUGAAGUG